CUUGACAUUUUAGAAGAAUAAAGUUCUUAUUUAUUUACAAAUUACUUAACUCCUCAAAUUGUUAAUUUUUCUCUAGAAAAAUUCAGUAUAGUAUAACAUUUUAUCAUUUAGUAACGUAGUUAUUAGUUAUUGUUUGGAUUAUUGUACACUUUAUAUAUCCAUGUUAAAAGAAUGUGAUAUUCUUAAAAUGAUGUAAAUCAUUGAGUUUUGAGUUGAUUUGGUUUGUGUGAAAUUUAGAGGCAAUAAAUUAUAAAAUUGCUCACUUGCUCGAAAAUCUCACCAUCAUGAAUGUUGUUCAGGCUGUUAAAAUGUAUAUAACAAAGAUGACCGAGGAAAGUGGCCCUGGAAUGAAAUUAUUACUAAUGGAUAAACAUACGACCAGCAUCGUGAGUAUGGUGUAUAGUCAGUCAGAAAUCUUGCAAAAGGAAGUUUACCUAUUCCAACGCCUUGACUCUGGUGGCAUGUUGGAGCCAAUGAAACAUCUGAAAUGCAUUGCUUUUUUAAGACCAACAAAAGAAAAUAUAACUCUUCUUUCCAGAGAAUUGAAGUAUCCUAAAUAUGGCGUGUAUUACAUUUAUUUCAGCAACAUCAUAGCCAAGGCAGAUGUGAAGACUUUGGCUGAAUGUGACGAGCAUGAAGUGGUUCGAGAGGUCCAGGAGUUUUACGGAGACUAUCUAGCCAUCAGUCCUCAUCUCUUCUCCCUCAACAUUCCAUCCUGUGCUCAAGGUCUUGCUUGGGACCCGCUGCAGUUGACUCGAUGUGCUCAGGGUAUCACAGCGGUACUUCUGUCGCUGAAGAAAUGUCCUUUCAUCCGCUACCAGCAGUCAUCAGACAUGGCCAAACGACUCGCAGAGAAAAUCAGGGAAGUACUGUCAAAAGAAGAGAAACUGUUUGACUAUCGCCCAACUGAUCCUGCACCUUUGCUACUAAUCUUGGAUCGAAGAGAUGAUCCCAUUACUCCACUCUUGAGUCAAUGGACAUAUCAGGCAAUGGUUCAUGAACUGCUCACAAUUUCCAACAACCGAGUGAACUUGAGCCAUGUUCCUGGCAUAUCCAAAGAAUUAAAGGAAGUUGUGCUCUCUGCUGAACAUGAUGACUUCUAUGCCAAUAAUCUGUACCUGAACUAUGGAGAGAUUGGACAGACUGUGAAGCAGCUCAUGGACGAAUUUCAGCGCAAGGCUAAGAGCCAUCAGAAAGUUGAGAGCAUUGCAGAUAUGAAGGCCUUUGUUGAAAACUACCCCCAGUUUAAGAAAAUGUCAGGAACAGUGUCCAAACAUGUGGCGGUUAUCAGUGAGCUGUCGUCUCAGGUUGGAAAGCGCAAUUUACUGGAAGUAUCUGAGAUGGAACAAGAGCUUGCUUGUCAGAAUCAGCACUCUCAACAGCUCCAGAGGUUGAGAUCGCUCCUUGUUGGCAGCAAAGUUCGUGAUGAAGAGGCUCUCAGACUGGUGCUGCUUUACGCUUUGCGUUACAAGAAACAUUCCAAUAACGAUAUCACAGGACUUGUUGAUGCUCUCAAGCGCCGGGGUCUCUCGGAAGAUAUGAUCAAAGUAAGAGCUCUUGGGUAUUACUAAUUUGUUAGAGGAAGG
Messenger RNA from Homalodisca vitripennis (glassy-winged sharpshooter), 1586 nucleotides. Its product is annotated as vacuolar protein sorting-associated protein 45-like. The coding region runs from base 285 to 1571 and encodes 428 amino acids. Lineage: Eukaryota; Metazoa; Arthropoda; Insecta; Hemiptera; Cicadellidae. The record is from RefSeq and is a predicted model, not a curated record. The transcript is spliced from 9 exons. Gene Ontology annotation, cellular component: Golgi membrane. Gene Ontology annotation, biological process: vesicle-mediated transport; intracellular protein transport.